Molecule: messenger RNA, 1823 nt
Organism: Protopterus annectens (West African lungfish)
Lineage: Eukaryota; Metazoa; Chordata; Ceratodontiformes; Protopteridae
Product: zinc transporter ZIP4-like
Exons: 9
Coding region: 1-1191 (396 amino acids)
Biological process (GO): intracellular zinc ion homeostasis; zinc ion import across plasma membrane
Cellular component (GO): membrane
Molecular function (GO): zinc ion transmembrane transporter activity
Source: RefSeq, a predicted model, not a curated record
AUGCCUGGGGCAGAUGCUAAUCAGUUACAGUCGCUGAUAAAUGGAUAUACACUGUUGAUUAACUUUAAUCAGACCUGCUUUUCUGCAGAAGAAUUGGCAAACAUCUAUCGCAUUAAUAAUGAAACGGGAAUUUCACGCACAGAAUUUACAGAUAUCAGUUCAGCCCUUAUUCAGCAGUUACUGAGCGGAGCCUGUUCCAGAACUCAGCCCAAUAAACCCGUGACUGUUGAUCUCACUGUUGCAGAGAGAUACAUUUAUGGGUCAAUAGCAACAUUCAUUAUUUGCCUUUUUGCCCUAUUUGGAAUUUCUGUUUUAUUAUGCACAACAUGUAGCAGUACGUAUCAGUACGUCAUUCAGUUUUGUUUUAGCCUGGCUGUGGGAACCCUGACAGGAGAUACUGUUCUUCAUCUAAUUCCCAAGUUUCUGGGCUUCAGUGGAGUCUGUAGCAAUAUACACGACAACAUCUGUGAGGAGAAGUCAUACAUCUGGAAACUGACAGCACUUCUUGGAGGACUCUAUGUAUUUUUCAUCCUGGAGAAGUUAUAUGACAUAGUGCUUAGUGGCCAAGGACAUGAAAAGCAGGAAAAAGAAGGCCAUCACUGUGAUCAUGGCUUGGCCCUUCAGAAUUACCACAAUGAGAAGAAUUCCUCUCAGGCUGAACUAGUAAAGACUACACAGACAGAAGGGGAUGUAAACCUCCACAAAUAUACCUCCCCUGAAAAUCUACAGAUGAUGCCCUUCAUAAUCACAAUUGGUGAUGGGAUCCAUAACUUUGCUGAUGGACUAGCAAUAGGUGCUGCCUUCUCGGAAUCCUGGAGGACAGGACUUGCCACCUCAAUAGCAAUUGCCUUUCAUGAACUGCCACAUGAGCUUGGUGAUUUUGCAGCUCUGCUGCACUGUGGCAUCAGUGUGAAAAUAGCACUUAUCUUGAACUUUGGCAGUGCUCUGACAUGUUUCAUUGGCCUUUACAUAGCCCUGUCCGUCUCCGCAGAUGAAGUGGUUCAGCAAUGGAUAUUCACUUUCACCUCUGGACUGUUCCUAUAUGUAGCUCUUGUGGACAUGAUGCCAGCAAUAAUGAACGUGAAGGACAAAAGACCAUGGGUAAUGUUCGUCCUGCAUAACCUUGGACUUUUGGUGGGAUGGUCGAUCAUGCUGCUAUUCUCAAUCUUCGAGAACAAGAUUGCCAUUUGACCUUUGAUCAACAAAGGCAAGAAUCGAAGCAAACUUUUUGAAUGGUCAUCAAGGAGCCUUCCUGAAAGGGCAGAACAAUGAAAAUGUGGUGAUCCUGAUGAAGGAAAAUACUCUGCUUAUUAUAAAACAAAGUUCAGAUGCUUGCAUUUCCAUUAAUUGGUGAUGGAGAGAUCUAGCUCCCUUUGUUUUUCCCAUUUUUAUUUGUUGGGGCACUCGAUAUUAAAAUAGUUUGAUUAUUGUUGCUUUAUGCCCUGUACUCCUUUAUUCCAACUCAGACAGGGCAAUUUCUAGUUUUGUACACAGAGCUGUGAUUACAUAGCUUUUGGCUAACAUUCAUUCUCCAUUUUUUCCCAUGCAUUGACAACAGUUUCCAGCCUGAACUUGCUUGUGUUUUCUCCUCUCCCUCACACUGUGCAGAACAGCAUUGUAGGUGUUUUUUUCACUAUUACUCAAUCAGAAAAAUGUAGAAAUUUUGAGUGCUAAUUAUUCCAAACUUUGCUUGUAGCCAAGAAUAGCAUUCUAUAGUCACAGACUUGUCUGCCAAAAUGUUUUCCUUCUCAAUUGGCCAUUUAUCUAUUGUGGGAUUACAUCAGACAUCUGAAUGGCUGUUGGGCCUCUGCAUUGUUUUUUUG